AUGCCCAACGACACUCUCUAUCUCCUCAGCUUCUUCUCGACGAGCCAAUCUCGCUCAAUUUUCAGUAGGAGUUUUCACCCAUCGUGCGAUACCUGUGCCUCCGUUGAAAAACUUCUUUUCUGUGCCAACUUCUGCAAAAUGGCCCGCAUCCUGAUCACUGGCUCUACCGAUGGCUUCGGCCUUGAAGCUGCGCGUCAGCUGAUUGAACGCAAGCACACCGUUUACCUCCAUGCCCGAAGCCAAGAGCGCGCGGAGGAUGUUAAGGCGAAAUGCCCAGGCGCUGCCGGCGUGCUUAUUGCGGACCUAACAAGCGUGGCUGAGACACGCAAGCUGGCCGAGGAAGCAAACGCCAUUGGUGUUUUUGAUGCCAUCAUUCUCAACGCCGGUUUGCUCUAUGGUCCUUUCCGCAAGACACCAGAGCUCGGUGUGCCAGCUAUGCCCUUUGUCAACGUUGUUUCACCCUACAUCCUCGCUUGUCUCUUCAAACACCCCAAGCGUUUGAUCUUCAUUGGAUCUGUGCUCCACCACGAAGGCAACCCAGACUUGAAGGAUAUCUUCUGGCUCGAGCGUGGGGAGAAGGAAUUCCAGGAUUUCCCCGCAUACUGUGACUCCAAGCUCCAUGUUAUGCUUCUUGCCAAUGCGGUCGCAAGGCGUUUCAAGGACACUUCCGUCAUCUCUGUACACCCUGGAUACGUUGCUACCAAGCUUGGUGGCUCGGGUGGUACCGACAAGCUGGAGGAUGGUGUUGAGACCUACGUCAUGCUGGCUGAAGGCGAUUACGAUCAAAGCCUCACGGGUGUUUACUACGAGCCCAAGAAGAAGCUUGGUCAGCCUCGUGCAGAGACAACCAAUGAAGAUAUGCAGGAGGUUGUUGUCAAGGCUUGCGAGGAGCUCACUGGUCUUCAGCUAGGAGCUUAA
Molecule: messenger RNA, 918 nt
Organism: Penicillium salamii
Lineage: Eukaryota; Fungi; Ascomycota; Eurotiomycetes; Eurotiales; Aspergillaceae
Source: the annotation of a GenBank genome assembly